GGUAAGACGUGACCAAACUGCGAAUCAGAUAGCCGUAGUAAAAGUAUAAAACCCUAAACACUGUCUUCCCGCUUCACUUGUUCAUAGUUUUGAGCUUCGAUUAGAAAAGCUUUUCGAUUUCCUCUUUCUUUUUUGAAGUAUUUGCUAAUGGCUUCAGCUUGCAAGAGAUUCAUCAGUAGAUCAUCAUCCUCCGUCAAAUCCGCCUUUAGAACCAAUGGUCCAAAAUCCCAAUUCUCAAGAUCUGCUGCUGCUCCCUCCUCCCCUCGAUCACCCCUCCCCUCCCAAUCCUCCUCUCCUCUUCGCCGUUUAUCUUUCUCCAGGUGUCCUUCGGAGCUGGGCUGUGCACAUUCACUGUUGCCGCUGCACAGUGCGGUGGCGGCGGCGAGGCUGACGUCCUGCCUGACCUCAACAUCGAGGAGUUGCCGGGCACUUUCUCAGGAUGGAAUUGAUGGUACGUGAGACACGUGGCUGUUUUCGGAAGGCGAAGCCUGUCAUCUAUUUUUCAUUUUAGUUUGACAUUGAACUCAGUGGGAAACCAGUUUUAGAUGAUCUUAGUCACAUUUCUAGUGUUCUUAUGUUUAGAAGUUAAAAAACAGAUAUAAUAUACAGCAUUCAUUAAUUUGUUCCUUUUUGGAGCUUGUGCUGAUGCACUGGAUUGUUGGUCGGAGUUAAAAGCUAUUAUCCGUGCUUUGUUUACACAUUGUUGAAUGGUUUCUGCUAACAAGUCUCUGAUUUGAGUGCAUUUUCUGUGCAAUAGAGUUUGGUCUAGCCGUUCCAAGGUAACUGAUAGAGACCAUGGUUACGAUACGACGAGGUGUGUUCAAAUAACUGGAGCGGCAAGGAGCUAUGGACUUUCAUUUGAAAAAGAAAAGUGUUGUCAUUUCAUUCCAACAGCAGUGAAGCUGAUUUUGAUUCAUGCAAGUUCUGAGAUUAAGAAUGUUUAACGAGUUUGGGAUGCUUAACAGGCCAAACCAUCACGGUCUUCCAACUUGAAUAAGAAAUUCAGUUGUCUUA
Hibiscus syriacus is the source of this 1014-nucleotide messenger RNA. RefSeq names its product protein NONRESPONDING TO OXYLIPINS 2, mitochondrial-like. Bases 148 to 459 code for a protein of 103 amino acids. Lineage: Eukaryota; Viridiplantae; Streptophyta; Magnoliopsida; Malvales; Malvaceae. The record is from RefSeq and is a predicted model, not a curated record. The transcript has 3 exons.